AUGGCUCCGCUUGGGCCCAGGCAGUCGCCGUUACGGGGAAGUAAGGAGAAGGACUCGCGGGACUACGCCUGGGCGAUUGCAUCUUCCAGGGGGUACGCGCACCCCUGGGACAUGGACUUCUUUGCUGCCGAGUCGGCUCUCCGGCAGUCGGCCAACAACGCGUGGAUGGCACCCCCGUUGCCAGCUGCUGUGCCGGCUGCCUUCAACAACGGGCCGUCGCUGUCGGGGUUGGAUCAGUUCGCAUUCCAGCAGAGCCCGCCUCUUCUCUACACUUCUCUGACCAGGCCGGCCCCACCGGAGCAGGCAAACUCGGUUCUCCAGGUCGAGGAGGAUGCAGCUUUCCGCGUGUGGGUGCAGCAAGUUCCACCUGCCGAUACACUUGCGGCCGUGCUUGAUACCGUUCCCUGA
Molecule: messenger RNA, 408 nt
Organism: Symbiodinium natans
Lineage: Eukaryota; Dinophyceae; Suessiales; Symbiodiniaceae
Source: the annotation of a GenBank genome assembly